This is a messenger RNA of Bombina bombina (fire-bellied toad), 1767 nucleotides long. Its product is annotated as sodium-dependent phosphate transport protein 2C-like. The transcript has 11 exons. Gene Ontology annotation, biological process: sodium-dependent phosphate transport; intracellular phosphate ion homeostasis. Lineage: Eukaryota; Metazoa; Chordata; Amphibia; Anura; Bombinatoridae. Gene Ontology annotation, cellular component: brush border; apical plasma membrane; vesicle. Gene Ontology annotation, molecular function: sodium:phosphate symporter activity. The record is from RefSeq and is a predicted model, not a curated record. The annotation marks the transcript as partial.
GAAUUUGAUCCAUGGGCAUUACCUGAGCUGCAGGCUUCUGGCCCAUCUUGGAAAGAAUUAAACACCAAACAGAAAAUACGUAGAGUUCUAAGCGGAAUAGUGAAGGUGUGUCUAUUGCUUGGUUUCCUCUACCUCUUCAUCUGCUCACUAGAUGUUCUGAGUUCUGCAUUUCAGCUGGUGGGAAGUAAACUGACCGGUGACAUUUUUAGUGAUAACGAUGUUCUUGCAAAUCCAAUUGCUGGGUUGGUCAUUGGAGUACUGGUCACAGUCCUGGUGCAAAGCUCCAGCACAUCCUCAUCUAUCGUCGUCAGCAUGGUGUCAUCAGGAAUACUGAACGUGAAGGCUUCUAUACCAAUCAUCAUGGGAGUGAAUGUUGGAACCUCUGUAACCAGCACUUUGGUGUCUCUGGCGCAGUCUGGUGAUCGCAAUGAGUUUCGGAGGGCUUUUGGCGGUUCCGCAGUACAUGGCAUUUUCAACUGGUUGACAGUUCUUGUCUUGCUGCCCAUUGAGAUUGGCACUGGAUAUCUUUAUCAUGUCUCCAAAGCAAUCAUUAACAGCUUCAACAUCUAUGCAGGAGGCGAUGCACCAGAUAUCCUAAAAGUCAUAACAGUGCCCUUCACACACCUCAUUAUUAGGCUGGAUAGCGCAGUGAUAGCUGGGAAUGCCUUAAACGAUCCAGAGACCAAAAACAUGAGCCUUAUAAAGCGAUGGUGUGUUACGCAAGAUGUCAAUAUCACCAAAUAUAUCCCGGUUACCAACUUAACGGAGUGCGACAUCUCCCAGUGCAUUCAUACAGAGAAUGGGAUAUUUCUGGAAAAGAACGUCACUGUCAAGGAAGGUGUACAGAAAUGUGUCCACAUUUUUGCGAAUGUCAAUCUAUCAGACAUAGCCGUCGGCUUCAUCCUCUUGAUUGGUUCUCUCAUUGUCCUCUGCACCUGUCUCAUCCUUAUUGUCAAAUUGCUCAACUCAGUUCUCAAAGGACAAAUCGCUCAAGUUAUCAAAAAGAUCAUAAAUGCAGAUUUCCCCUUUCCGUUCAGUUGGUUAAGUGGAUACUUAGCCAUCAUUGUUGGUGCUGUAAUGACCUUUGUGGUACAAAGCAGUUCAGUUUUUACUGCCGCAAUCGUUCCUCUAAUGGGUGUUGGCGUGAUCAGCAUGAACAGAGCAUAUCCUCUAUUCCUGGGAUCCAACAUUGGAACAACUACAACAGCAGUACUCGCUGCGCUGGCUAGUCCUGCAGAAUCCCUCAGCAAUUCUGUGCAGGUUGCUUUCAUCCACCUUUUCUUCAACCUUACUGGAUUGGUUCUUUGGUAUGUUAUACCCUAUCUACGUAUUCCCAUUCCUGUGGCAAAGUUGUUUGGAGAUAUCACAGCCAAGUAUCGUUGGUUUGCCAUCUUGUACCUUCUUGUCAGUUUCCUUAUCCUGCCGCUGGCGGUUUUCGGGCUCUCUAUGGCAGGCUGGAUAGUGCUGGCGGCUGUGGGUGGUCCUAUCCUUCUAAUUAUCAUUGUCAUAAUAAUAAUCAAUGUUCUACAGAACAAAGUUCCACAAUAUUUACCAUCGUUCUUGAGGAACUGGGAUUACCUUCCCAUGUGGCUGCACUCCCUGGCUCCCUGGGACAAGCUACUGAAAUCAUUUUGUGGGUGCUGUUGCAAGAAGUGCUCGAAACAGAAAACAGAAGAGAAACCUAAGGACCUUUUGCCUGUGGACAUAACAUCCAUAGAAGCAAACUGCUAUGAUAAUCCUGAAUUUAUUCAUUCCCAAGAACUAUGA